Molecule: messenger RNA, 1756 nt
Organism: Sorghum bicolor (sorghum)
Lineage: Eukaryota; Viridiplantae; Streptophyta; Magnoliopsida; Poales; Poaceae
Product: transcription factor MYB36
Exons: 3
Coding region: 362-1573 (403 amino acids)
Source: RefSeq, a predicted model, not a curated record
UAUUUUUCUCGCGGUGUACUCCGGUGGUCGCCCGGCGUGCCCUCCUCCCCCGCCCCCCGCGGCUAUAAAGCUCGGCGCCACCUUCCUGGCCUCUUCCGGACUCGCACCCCGGCCUCCAUCGGGCAUCGGCCAUGACCACCUGCACCUGCUGCCUGCCUAGCUACACACCUCGCUGGCUCGCUCCAUAUAUCCGCCUGCCUGCUUCUUGACUCAUCUAUCAGAGUCCUUCUUGCUCCGACGAUCGAUCUCCUGUACCUAGCUAGUGAUCGAGGGAGCUAGAAGCUAGACGAUCGAGGUUAUUGACUUGAGAUCCAGCUGCUCGCUGAAGAAGAAGCUGACGACGCAACCCGCCGCCGCAGCCAUGGGGAGGGCGCCGUGCUGCGACAAGGCGAGCGUGAAGAAAGGGCCGUGGUCGCCGGAGGAGGACGCCAAGCUCAAGGCCUACAUCGAGGAGCACGGCACCGGCGGCAACUGGAUCGCCCUGCCGCAGAAGAUUGGGCUGAAGAGAUGCGGGAAAAGCUGCAGGUUGAGAUGGCUCAAUUAUCUGAGGCCAAAUAUUAAGCAUGGUGACUUCACAGAGGAAGAGGAGCAUAUCAUUUGCAGCCUCUACAUUAGCAUUGGAAGCAGGUGGUCCAUCAUUGCAGCGCAGUUGCCGGGGCGAACAGACAACGACAUCAAGAACUACUGGAACACCAAGCUGAAGAAGAAGCUCCUCGGAAAGCGCGCGCCGUCGCGGCGCGCGAGGGCGAACCAGGAUCCCUACCUCGCCGCGGGGGCCGGCAACAUGUGCAGCACCAGCGGCGGCGUCAAUAACAACAGCGCCGCCGCCGCGACGUCCACGCAAGCCCUAAGCGCGUCGGCUCUCGAGCGGAUCCAGCUCCACAUGCGCCUCCAAGGCAUCUACGGCGCGUUCGGCUGCAGCGCCGACGCCAACGACGACAGCAACGCCGCCGCCGUCGCGGCGGCGCCGCAGUGGCCGAAGCUUGAGGCGCUGCUGCAGGCGAAUAGGCUGCUCCCUGGGUCACUGCCGGCGGACGCCAUGGCCACAACCGUGAGCGUGCAACAGCACCAUCAGCAUCUGGUCGACCACCAGAGCCUCGCCGCCGGCGCCAGUGAUGCGGCGGCUGUCGAGGGCGAGCAGCAACUCAGCUCUGCCGGUGGGGCAGCAAACUACAUGGCGCCGGGUGGUUUCUUCGAGCGCCCCAAGCUAGGGUUUUACUCUCCAUCCGCCGAGGCCGAAGCCCCCGCCGGCGGCGGCGUAGAGAUGAAUUCGGGCGCCCCGAUGGUUGGCGGCGGCUACGGUGGCGCCGGGUUCGGAGCGCAUCAUCAGCACGACGAGCUAUACGACUUCCUGUACAGCAAGUACGGAUCAGUGGGGGAGCUGGCGCACGACGGGCAUGUUCCAACGUUGCCGGAGCUGCAGUGCCCGGAUGGCGCUGCCGUCGUCGGAGCCGAUGAGAAGUUCUCGGCAUGGACCGCGUCCGCCUGCGAUUACGGCGCGGCCGGUGGCCAUCAGAUCCAGCAGGGAAACUCCAUUAUGCACGAUUACGUGCUAGGCGGCUAUGAUCAAUGAGAGUAGGGUUUUGGUGUCGCGUGUCGUAUUUGUGUGUGUAAAAUUCUAGAGCUUAUAUAUAGUUCAUUUUCCAAAUUGUCCAGUCCAUAUAGUUAUAUAUGUAUGUUUCGUUUCGAUUGAUCUUAAAACUUGCUGUUAAUAUACAAUGGAUGCGAAUUAGUAAUUCAAUCAAUAUAUUAUAUA